This is a messenger RNA of Thlaspi arvense, 2202 nucleotides long. The record is from the annotation of a GenBank genome assembly. Lineage: Eukaryota; Viridiplantae; Streptophyta; Magnoliopsida; Brassicales; Brassicaceae.
UGCGGAUCCAUCGAACUUCUCUGUUUCUUCUGCCUCCUCAGCCGGCGACACAGAGAAAAGAAGAAGAAGAAGAAGAAGACGUUGGAGAAUCACGCAAGCUUUAGGCCUCUCGCGAUUUCUUCUCCUCUUCGGGUUACGAGUAAAUUUUGGAAAUUCCUGUGGGAUUUAAUCUGCUAUCUACCGGAGCCUGAGAGCUGCGUAGUAGUGAAGCAGAGCAAGUUACAAUUGUUCAUCGUUAGAAUGGGAGCAGAAGAAGUCCCGAGUGUUCCUUUCAGCUCAAAUGCACUGGACAAUGCUGAAUUAAGCGACAGAGAAUCAGUGUAUGCUGUUAGAAAUGCCCUUGAAUCUGUCAAAAGUGGGGAUUCUGACCUUUAUGCUCAGCUUAUUGGACUCAUGUACCUUAAAGAAUAUAAUGAUUCCGAUGCCGUGGCACAGCUUGAGGCACUCUUGAAAGCUCUAUCAGGUUCUGUUGCUUGCAUAGAUGUAGCUCGCCAUCGAGAUCUUCUUUCUUCUAUUUUGAGGAUGAGCUUGUGGGAUCACAAACCUAGUGUCAUGGAUGCAUUGGUUGACCUAGUCAUAUCACUGGCCGCUACUAGUGGGAAGUAUCUGGACCAUUGUUUGAAUAUGCUCAUAAGCAAUUUCAUCCCACCUCCUUUUGUGGUGCAAAAACUUUCGCAACCACGUAUACUCGACAAGAAGCAGGAAGUCCUUUCCCGGGUGCAUGCAGCCCUUCAAAAGAUUUCUUAUCUGGUUCCUCUUGCUCCCUCAAAAUUAGUGCCCAUACUUGCCCAUAAGAUGCCUAAACUAAACGUGAAGAACCAUUUGAUAACAACAACAUAUGUGGACAACUUGUUGAAGUUAGAGAGUAGCUCAAUUGGAAAAGUUGUUGGCAGCGUGAUUCUUAUGGUGGUGAUGGAGAGGUUGCGAGAUUUGGAUUUGGAGAUUGAGUGGGAUGAUAUUCUUCAAGAUGACUCUAGUAAAGGAAUGUUUGAUAUGGAACUUGAAGAUGCAGUUAUGGAGGAAGGAGACGAGUCUCUAAAUCAAAAUACUUCGGAUGGAAACGUAGUCUCUGAGGCGUUGGACAAAUUGAUGGUCCUAUCUUUUGAGCAUCUUGAAUCAUGUCAAGAUUCUGGUCGAUUAGAUGAGGUUUUUGAAAUCCUCUUCAAGUCGUUUGAGAACUUCAUUCUGAACACGUACAAAUCAAAAUUUUCACAGUUCCUGAUGUUCUAUGCGUGCUCAUUAGAUCCUGAAAACUGUGGUGUGAAAUUUGCCAAUAAGCUGAUGAGUGCAGUGGCUUAUCUAGCUAGCUACUUGUCUCGUGGAAAGUUUCUGCCUGCUUCUUUUGUGGCUAGCAUGUUGAAAAGAUUGGUGGACGAGUGUGCGGAUUAUUGCAGAGCAUGCAAUGAUGAUGUUAGGCCUGAAGCAAACCAAGUUUUCUAUUCGGGAUGUCAGGCAAUCUUGUACGUGCUAUGCUUCCGGAUGAGAUCCAUCCUCGGUGUUCCUCACUUUGAAUCACAGCUUCUACCAUUGGAGUCAAUUUUAUCUCACAAACUAAACCCAUUGAUGGUGUGCCUCCCAACUGUAGUUUCCGAGUUCCUUAAACAAGCCAAAGCAGAGGGUCUGUUCAUUGUCUCUGAUGCCUUCAUUUUCGACGACCUACUUGAGUCUGAGAGCUCUCGUGCUUUUGGUGGCUUUGAAAGGCUUGAUACAUUCUUCCCAUUCGAUCCUUGCUUGUUGAAAAUCUCUAACAGGAUAGUUGUGAAACAGCUUGACCGGCGUCGUUUCGGAACACAACUGAGAGAAAUUGAGCUCGCACAACACGCCACGUGUCUUUAUCGGACACGUGAAAGAAUCUACACGACGACAAUGGCGGAAAAGGGCCACAUCCCCGAUAACAACAACGCGAUGAAGAAACCGACGCCGGAGAUCGGAUCCGGUUCAAGCUAUCCGGGUCAUAGAAUGUCGUAUCCUAACCGGCCAGAGUCUGUGAAUCCGGUUCAGGAGGGAGCAUACAGCAAGUGGUACUCACACGCUUGGGGAACCGCGGUUCUCGCCGGCGGCGUCUUCUUCGGACUUGUCUGGAUCAUAAAAGGCUCUAAUCCUCUUCCUUCACUCCAAUCGAGUUCUAAGACUCCUCCUUCUGUGUCUGCGAUGAGGAAAAGCAGCAUGUGGCGCGAGUUGGAAAUUAGUGACAAAUGUUGA